This is a messenger RNA of Knipowitschia caucasica, 1548 nucleotides long. NCBI's taxonomy places the organism in Eukaryota, Metazoa, Chordata, Actinopteri, Gobiiformes, Gobiidae. The record is from the annotation of a GenBank genome assembly.
AUGAAGAAGGAAGAGGAAGGGGAAGAAGAAGGAAGAAGAAAGAAAAGGGAAGAAGAGGAAAGAAGAAGAAGGAAGAGAAGGAGGAAGAAGAAGAAGGGGAAGAAGGGGAAGAAGAAGGGGAAGAAGAGGAAGAAGGGGAAGAAGAGGAAGAACAGGAAGAAGAGGAAGAAGAGGAAGAAGAGGAAGAAGGGGAAGAAGAGGAAGAAGAGGAAGAAGAGGAAAAAGGGGAAGAAGAGGAAGAAUAGAAAGAAGAGAAAGAAGGGGAAGAAGAGGAAGAAGGAUGAAGAAGGAAGAAGAAGGAAGAAGAAAGAAAAGGGAAGAAGAGGAAAGACGAAGAAGGAAGAGGAGGAGGAAGAAGAAGAAGGGGAAGAAGGAGAAGAAGAGGAAGAAGGGGAAGAAGAGGAAAAGGGGAAGAAGAGGAAGAAGAGGAAGAAGAGGAAGAAGGGGAAGAAGAGGAAAAAGGGGAAGAAGAGGAAGAAGAGCAAGAAGAGGAAAAAGGGGAAGAAGAGGAAGAAGAGGAAGAAGGGGAAGAAGAGGAAAAAGGGAAAGAAGAGGAAGAACAGGAAGAAGAGGAAGAAGGGGAAGAAGAGGAAGAAGAGGAAGAAGGGGAAGAAGAGGAAGAAGGGGAAGAACAGGAAGAUGAGGAAGAAGAGGAAGAAGGGGAAGAAGGGAAAGAAGAGGAAGAAGGGGAAGAAUAGGAAGAAGGAUGAAGAAGGAAGAGGAAGGGGAAGAAGAAGGAAGAAUAAGAAAGAAAGGGGAAGAGGAGGAAAGAAGAAGAAGGGGAAGAAGGGGAAUAAGAAGAAGAAGAGGAAGAAGGGGAAGAAGGGGAAGAAGGGGAAGAAGAGGAAGAAGGGGAAGAAGGGGAAGAAGGGGAAGAAGAGGAAGAAGGGGAAGAAGAGGAAGGGGAAGAAGAAGGAAGAAGAGGAAAGAAGAAGAAGGAAGAGAAGGAGGAAGAAGAAGAAGGGGAAGAAGAAGGGGAAGAAGAGGAAGAACAGGAAGAAGAGGAAGAAGAGGAAGAAGAGGAAGAAGGGAAAGAAGAGGAAGAAGAGGAAGAAGAGGAAAAAGGGGAAGAAGAGGAAGAAUAGAAAGAAGAGAAAGAAGGGGAAGAAGAGGAAGAAAAGGAAGAAGAAAGAAAAGGGAAGAAGAGGAAAGACGAAGAAGGAAGAGGAGGAGGAAGAAGAAGAAGGGGAAGAAGGAGAAGAAGAGGAAGAAGGGGAAGAAGAGGAAAAGGGGAAGAAGAGGAAGAAGAGGAAGAAGAGGAAGAAGGGGAAGAAGAGGAAAAAGGGGAAGAAGAGGAAGAAGAGCAAGAAGAGGAAAAAGGGGAAGAAGAGGAAGAAGAGGAAGAAGGGGAAGAAGAGGAAGAAGGGGAAGAAGAGGAAAAAGGGAAAGAAGAGGAAGAACAGGAAGAAGAGGAAGAAGGGGAAGAAGAGGAAGAAGAGGAAGAAGGGGAAGAAGAGGAAGAAGGGGAAGAACAGGAAGAUGAGGAAGAAGAGGAAGAAGGGGAAGAAGGGAAAGAAGAGGAAGAAGGGGAAGAAGAGGAAGAAGUAA